Trematosphaeria pertusa is the source of this 1449-nucleotide messenger RNA. RefSeq lists its product as uncharacterized. Lineage: Eukaryota; Fungi; Ascomycota; Dothideomycetes; Pleosporales; Trematosphaeriaceae. Gene Ontology annotation, cellular component: nucleus. The transcript has a single exon. The record is from RefSeq and is a predicted model, not a curated record. The coding region runs from base 1 to 1449 and encodes 482 amino acids.
AUGUUUGGAAGCUCUGAUGUCGAAGUUAUCUCCUCAGGAACUUCAUCCGCGGGGGACGAGAGCGAAGAGGAGGUACAACCGCGUUCUUCGAAGAAGUCGCGGCGACACACGAAGCCGGUUGAAGAUUCAGACGAAGAGGAGAUCCAGCCACGAAGUCAAAGACGGCGGAUCGCUCGACUGGCUGCAACUCCGGAAGAGGAAAGCGAGGGGGAAGAGCAGGAGGGAGAUGAAGAACAGGACGAGCUGCAGGAAGAAUUGGCCUUCUUGCAGUCGUCGCCUCUACAAGACCGGGGAAGGCUUAGGAGCAGACAGGAUAAACCGAAAAGCGAGCGAGAGAAAGCGUUGGAAGCCCUCAAGAAGCGCCGAGCAGGCACUGGUGAACCUUCUUCUUCGGCGACCCCGGGAAGGAACCGGCGUGUCGUGGUCGAUUCCGAUCCGGAUUCAGAUCUUGAGAUCAUCGAUGAGGAACCAGACAGUGAUGUCGAAGAAGAAGAGGAAGAAGAGGAAGAAGAUGAGGGCGGUCAAGAGACGAAUGCUCUAGACAUGUUCCAGGAGGAUAAUGAAGACGCCGACUUCAUCGAUGAUGACGCGAAUGCUCCGAUCGGAGCUCCUGCUGAUUUUGCUGGCCUCCCGCUGGAGUUUAGCAGUGUAAGUCGCAAAAAGCCCCGGGAACUGUUCAAAUACGCUGUGGAGUGGAUGGUACAGAAGAAGAUCAACCCUGCCUUCUCAUCCAACGACGAGCUAUACGUCUUAACCUUCCGCAAGCUGGACGAUGAGGUCACCGGGCUAGCGAACUCCAAGUUCCACUCCUCGGUAUGGACUGCAGAUUUCACGCGAGCCAUCAGAGCACGACCGGACCUGACCAUCAACGAGCUCGGCGGAGUUUCGCGACUUAUGUCCAUUGUUGAACCGCGUUGCGAGGCCUGCAAUCGCAAGCACAACGCGACGUGGGAACUGUCCCUGACAGGCACCCCAUACCACAAAGAGACUCUCGAGCCCCUCACCGAAGACUCAGAGGACUCCAGCGACCCCGACUCUGAUUCCGACUCUGCCCUUUCAUCAACCGCUUCUGAUGCGGCCCUUAAUGGCGAGAAACCCACGUACAAUGCCCAGGGCGAGCGCCUCCCACCCGAAUCCAAGAUCUUCACGCUCGGCUCAACAUGUAAAGCAAAUGCGCAGGUAGCCCACACGCUGUAUCAUUGGCGGUACCACCUCAACUCCUGGGUUGUCGACUACCUCGUGCGUCAGGGCCACUGCUCCCCUGCAAAGAUAGUCCAGCGGGACAAGUGGAGCGUGAAGAAGCGAGAGAAGUACGCGAAUAAGAUCGUGGAUGAGAUGGAGAGGGUGGGCGAGAUCAAGAAGUUGUAUCACUUGUACAAGGAGCAAGUGGAUUUCGCCCUCGAAGCACGGAAUGACUACAAGAGGGGCUGGGGCCGGUCAAGGGGUUAG